AUAUUGAGAUAGCGCAAGACAGCCAAACAGCUGCUUUAUUGUUGAUCUUCCGCUUUCCAGCAGCAGCGCAACCAACCAGCAGAUUAAAUGAAUUCCGACUAGAUCCUUGCGGUGCCCGAACUAACUUUUGAAAGUUUAAUCAACCAUUCCGAUAUGGAGUGUUGGAAGAAAUUCUCGUAUGCAGUGGUGAAAAUCCGCGAUGGCAUUGCAGUUGUUUGCACGUCCUGGAUGGCCGCUUCCAAUGUAAAUAAACAUGUUUUGUAUUCGUGUUGGUGGCCGAACUGUUCCUCUAUCAGGGAAGUGCUAAAGAUGGCAAAGAAACUGGAACCAGUUGACGAGACUACUUGGAACCAAUAUCAGGCUGUCAGGCUCUUAAACUUUUCUGAUAGCUGGGAGGAAAUUUUAGAAAUGAAGAAGGUUAUUCACAAGGAUUCAGAGUUAUCUCGGUAUCGAAACAGACAUCCACAUGAAGCGGCCCCAGGCAAAGAGAGUUGGUUUCCCACAGUUGAUGUACCAGGUGUGCCGACUGCUCCAGUGCAGAAACAAAACCAGUCAAGUUUUGAGACUAUCGUGGAGUUGUUGAAGGAGAGUUUAUCCGAACUUAAGGAACUAAGGAAAAGAGUAGACCGUAACACAUUGCUCCUUGAAGAUCUCCGCCAUCAAGGAACCGAUGCAUCUCUCCUCAGGCUGCAAGAAGAUGCAUUCCAUACUCACCUUGAAGUAGCUCUUCCAGUAUCAACCGUUGAAGACUUGCAGGCUUUAGAGAUGAAACUGGAAGAUAAAGAACUUGCUAAAAAAAUGGAACUCAAGCUUGGUGUACUAGGUGGAAAGAACCUUGCUAGCACUGGGAAGUCCAUACUUUCCAACCUCCUGACUCCAAAACUGGCAUACCAGUAUAACUGGACGGGACAAAAAGGAAAGAUGGAAUUCCAGGCCUUUGAAAAUAUUAACAGAACUAUUUGGGAGGCUUUACAAAAAAAUCCAAUAACGAGGGACGCCACGAAAGAUGACAGCAAGACCUGCGUUAUUUCCUAUCUCUACAAUGCGAGGGAUUUAAAAGGAGGUAGGAUGAGAAGACGAAUGAACGAACACUCUGAUGUGAAGUAGGAAUAAUAAAUAAUAAUGACUGUCAAUGAUGACACGCCUGGCACAAAAUACAAGAACUCUGCUAAUAGACGAUGACACAAGAGAACCAGUGCCACUGAGACCAAGUUUACUGAUGAACCUUACCUGGAUCAAGACAAUGAAGCUUAGCAAGUACACUGUAGAUAAGCACAAAUACAUGCUAACCAGAGUAUCCUGGGUGCCCCGCGGCCCGGCUGCUGGAUCUUUCAAGAACAGCCCACAGGCCAUCUUUCCAGAUAUGAUCAAAUCAUUUCUGUUAGUCCACAAAGUUAUCAGCUUUCCAAGUUGCCUGUAUUUCUCCAAGUCGGACUUAAAGGCAGUGGACACUAUUGGUAAUUACUCAAAAUAAUUAUUAGCAUAAACCUUUACUUGGUAAA
Messenger RNA from Asterias rubens (European starfish), 1502 nucleotides. RefSeq lists its product as uncharacterized. The record is from RefSeq and is a predicted model, not a curated record. NCBI's taxonomy places the organism in Eukaryota, Metazoa, Echinodermata, Asteroidea, Forcipulatida, Asteriidae. The coding region runs from base 154 to 1107 and encodes 317 amino acids. The transcript has 7 exons.